UAAUUGGAAUAUUUCGCAUAUAAAAGCGCAACAAUAAUUUUGCCAAAAGCAGUUCGUAAGAAGAAAUCGACCAACAUGGAGAACAACAUUAAACUUGUCGGUAUGUCGAUUUCAAUAAAAUAUUUUCAAUUGUUGGGAGGAUUUCCAGGGAAUCACGAAUUUACGAAUCCUGGUAGAAUGUUUUAUUUCAAGUUUGUGAUGAGGGCGGUGUGCAGUUCUGUCCUGCUAGUCGGCUGCAUGCUUCAUUUAAUACACAGCUUCAUUGUAAAAAUCUUCAACCAGGUUGAACUGGAUGUCGCUUAUAUAACGGCUAUGCUUAUUGGAUACUUUUUAAUGUUAUCCUUGUUACUGAAAAUGAAAUCAAUUAUUCAGUUUUACAAGGAACUUUCGAAUUUUCAUGAAUACGAAAAACCUAUGGAUUUCGAAGAAACAAAUAAGAGAUACAACAAAUAUGCCAUUAUGCAUUUAGUUUAUAUACACACUCUUAUUUUAACAAGCUCGCUCUCUUCAAAUGUCUUCAAAGUAGAGACUUGUAGAAGAGAGAAUGAGGAAAAAGGAAUGCACGAAGUUUGCGGACUCUACUUGUACACUUGGUUGCCUUUCGACAUCGACUUUACGCCUGUUCGGCAAAUGUAUUUGCUUUGGCAGAUCAUUAGCGGCCAGUUCGUUCACAGUUUUAUCGGUGUGUGCGCUUGGAUGGUACUCGAAUCCUCUGAGCAUGUUGCCAUCAGAUUCAAGCAUUCCGGAUACUUGUUUACAGUGGCAGCUGAUGAGGAAGAUGACCAAAAGAGAAGAUUGUUGUUGAAUAAAGCGGUUAAAUAUCACAAAAAUUCGAUUAGAUUAGCUGAAUUGUUGGAGGAUAUAUAUAGCGUUUUCAUGUUUGCUCAUAUGUUUAUGACUUCCGUCAUCUUGGGUUACGACCUUUACUCUUUUAUACAAACUCCUCAAUUAUCCACAUUUAUGAUGUGUAUAGGCUGGGUAGUCGGCGUCUUUUUGGUUUGUCAGGGUGGACAAAGAUUACAAGAUACGAGUCUGAAAGUUGCGGAACUCGUUUACGCGUCUAAUUGGACCAAUUACGACAUUUCAAUGCAAAAAGAAAUCUGUUUUGUUUUAAUGAGAUGCCAAAAAUACAUGUCUUUGAAGGCUAUUUUCAUAGGAGAUGUGGGUUAUCCGCCUUUUUUAAUGGUUUUAAAAGCUGCAUAUUCUUACGUAAUGUUGAUGACAAAUACUGCAAAUUGAACAGUCAUUGUUAAUUUAGAAUGUACCUGCUCAAAGACAAAUAUCUGCAUAUACCUA
This is a messenger RNA of Phyllotreta striolata, 1296 nucleotides long. NCBI's taxonomy places the organism in Eukaryota, Metazoa, Arthropoda, Insecta, Coleoptera, Chrysomelidae. The record is from the annotation of a GenBank genome assembly.